Scheffersomyces amazonensis is the source of this 1624-nucleotide messenger RNA. RefSeq lists its product as uncharacterized. The record is from RefSeq and is a predicted model, not a curated record. The coding region runs from base 301 to 1605 and encodes 434 amino acids. The transcript has a single exon. NCBI's taxonomy places the organism in Eukaryota, Fungi, Ascomycota, Pichiomycetes, Serinales, Debaryomycetaceae.
GAUAAUGAUAAUGAUAAUGAUAAUUAUCAUGAAUUGUUACUACCGGAACUACUUAAUGAACCUCCAUCUCCAUUGUUGGGAUCAUUAAAUCAACUGCAAUUGCUUCAAUCUGUUGUAUUAGGCCGAUUCCCUAUUAAUAUUCAUGAAUUUGAUAUUAAUAUUAAGAAAUCAACAGAAGAAUCACCAUUAGAAUAUUUAACGCAAAAGAAUCAAUUCUUAACUAAUGAAUUAUUUAGUAAUAUAAGAAUUCAUAAUAAUCAUUUAUCAACGGGAGAUGAAAAUCUUAAUCGAAUAAGAAAUAUGAUUGGACAAGAUUUUGAACAAUUAUCAGAAAAUUAUUAUUCAUUAAAUGAAAUUUAUAAUAAAGAUAUAACUUAUACAGAAUCCUUAUAUUCUAGUUUUAAGAAAUGGGAUAAUAAUCGAUUGAAAAUAUUAUCGAAAAUUCAAAAUAUUAAGAGUAUUAAUAAUAAGCAUGGAGCUAAAUUAGCCGGAUUAUUAGAUGAAUCUAAUGCAAUUGAUGAAGAAAUAUCUCAAUUAGAAGCUCAAUUACGUUCUUUAACUCAAAAGAAGAAUGUUAUUAAUAAAGAAAUUCAAGUAACAACCUCUGUUUUAGAAAGUAAAACUUCUAAAUAUGUUAAUAUGUUUAAAUCUUUAGAAGUUCAAGGAAGAGAAGCCGUACAAUUAUUACUUCAAGCUAAUGGUAUACCUGAAACUGAACUGGAAUCUGUAUUAAAGUUUACUCCUGUAAAGGUUACAUUUUUAGAUAAUUAUAAAUCAGAAUCCAAAUCGGUAUUUACCCCUACGCCUCCUCCCCCACAACCAGAAGCAAAACCAGAAGCAAAACCAAAACCAACACCAAAACCAAAAGCAGAACCUAUAGGAAUGCAGCCAUUCAUAAUUCCCGAACCUGAACCACAACCACAACCACUGAAAAUACCCAAAGAAACCCAAGCAGAAUGGAACCAUGGCCAUGGACCAACUGCAUAUGAAAAGGGAUUUGCCGAAGGAACUCAACUGUCAAUUAAACUUAAGAAUAAAUUAAAUUCUGUUAUUAAACUUCUCUUAAAAUCAUUACCAAGAACCGAUAGUCCAGAAACUGUACCAUCAGAAAGAAUUCCACUGUAUGAUAAUCCUAUUAUAGAUGAUAAAUCUAAUACUGUUACAGAAAAGCUUAAUCUUGAACCUAUUUUCAAAUUAUUACAUCAUAAAUCUGAAGCAUUAAAUGAUUUAUUACUAUCUACAUCUCGUAAAGCAACUAUAUAUCAUGAAUAUAGUAUUGCUUGGAAAGAUAUAAUAGCCAUUUUAAAAUCUCAAGAACAGAAUUUCCUGUUUCAAGUAUCGAAUUCUGUAAGUAAUUCUGAUCAUUUAGCAUCAAAUGUUUGUCAAACAUUAACCAGUACUAUUAAUCAGACUGUUACAGUUGUACGAGAGUUUAAGAAUAUCUUAAAUGAUAGUAGUACUACUACUACUAAUCCCUUUAAAAUAGUAGUCAAUAAUGAAUUGGAGACUAUACUUAAAGUGCUUCGAUUAGUUUGUAAGGAUAAUAAGUAUGAGAGAGAAGUAACCGAAUUGACUAAUCAACUUAAACUGAUAGGGUUAGUAUGAGUAUAGUAUAUAAUAUAGG